AUGAGCAGGAUACCGCUGAGAAACUUUUCGAGCUCUACAAGGCGAUGUGUUGAGGCUGCCAAAUCGCUUAUCCAGGCCCCUCGUAUAAGGCACAUCGACGCCUUAAAAGAGAACGGAGUGCUGGGUUUGUAUUCUCCAUCCGGACUGGACGCUGUCUGGUACUCCAAGGUGGAAUCGAAAGUAAAGGACCUCGAAUAUGGUAUCAGCAUUUCGACCCAGCGUUCCACUCUUGAGCGUUGUUUUGUGGAGGAAACCGCACCAGCUACAAGCAAUGUGCAAUUCGAGUUCAGUGGAAGACAAACCUCGAUCUCCAAGUUCCACGCGGUUCUUUCUGAGACUGCCAAAAGGGCUGAUGACAGUCUUGUCUACCAAGCCGCUGGUUCCGUGUAUGGAGCUUACUACUUUGUUUCGUCACUUGUGCCCAACAUGCGUGCUUCUGCUACCAGUGUUGGCAAGCCAGAUCAGAGUGUGCUAUUUGAGACUCCUUCAUUGGCUACCCAAAUAGACACAAUGAUCCCCGAAAGACUCAAGCACGCCAUUGAGGACUCCUUUGGAUCUCUGGUGGAGUUUCGCACUUUGUUGCUUCAAUCGGCAGCCGCUAUUAACGGAGAUGGCUACUCGUGGUUGGUGUCUUCGGUGCCUGACCGGAGCAACGGUCAUGGUCGUUCUUUUGACCCAUUGUUCAUCGUUAACACAUAUAACUCGGGAGUUCCAGAUAACGUUGUUCGUGGAGGUCAGGUGGCCACUUUGAGGAAGUUCACUGAAUCCAGACUCGAGGACGGAGUCGAUAACGGUUUUGCUGCUGCUCCAGCUUUUCCUACUCCAGCCGAGGCACAAGAGCUUCUAACUUCGAAAAAUCUCGCUUUCAAGCCCCUAUUGUCGAUUAAUGCAUCUCCAAGUGCUUUCCUGCCAGAUUACGGUGUUUAUGGAAAAGGAAAGUAUCUUGAUAAUGUGUGGGAUUGCAUCGAUUGGUCUGUAGUGGAGAGCAGACUCCCGGUUGAUUUUGUUUCUAGGGAGAGGAUUCAGAAAAAAUAG
Molecule: messenger RNA, 1035 nt
Organism: Kuraishia capsulata CBS 1993
Lineage: Eukaryota; Fungi; Ascomycota; Pichiomycetes; Pichiales; Pichiaceae
Exons: 1
Coding region: 1-1035 (344 amino acids)
Biological process (GO): superoxide metabolic process
Molecular function (GO): metal ion binding; superoxide dismutase activity
Source: RefSeq, a predicted model, not a curated record